Messenger RNA from Tachyglossus aculeatus (Australian echidna), 2281 nucleotides. It is a transcript of the gene DISC1, whose product is annotated as DISC1 scaffold protein. Lineage: Eukaryota; Metazoa; Chordata; Mammalia; Monotremata; Tachyglossidae. Gene Ontology annotation, cellular component: mitochondrion; centrosome; intermediate filament cytoskeleton. The record is from RefSeq and is a predicted model, not a curated record. Gene Ontology annotation, biological process: cilium assembly; neuron migration.
CUCCCCCUGCCCCCCGGGCCGGAGUCAGCGACGGGGGCGAUGGUGGGCGGGGGUCGCAGCAGCGAGCUCACACCAGAUGUCCAGGGCUGGGCCUUGGCGGCCUCCCCUGCCCGGCGGAGGAAGAAGCUGACCAGGAGACCUGGCUACAUGAGAGCGGAGUUCCAGCCCCCGUCGGAGAGCCGGCUUCCCUCCUCCUGGACCCCCCCUUCCUCCCGGACCCCCGAGCUUGGCCGCCCUUUGCGGCCAGAGUCGGUGCCCCAGACUGGGCCCUGCCCUUGGGCCCCAGGAUCCGGGUGCUGGACCUUACCCGAGGCCAACCGCCCCCAUGGCCCCCCACCCCCUAGCCCGGGGGGCACCCGCUGGGCACUGCAACUGGGCCCGGAAGCCCGGCCGGGGACCAGCGGCCCUGGAGCCGUGUGGCCCAUGGAGACCCCCUCUCCCGGCCCCCGGGAUGCCCCUGAGCCCCCACCUGCCAUGCUGGGGGCCUUGGACUCCAACUUCAGCUUCAUCCGCCUGGCACUUCUGGCCGCAGAGGAGCGCGGGAAGGUGGAGGGCUGUGUGCCCCCCAGGGCCCGUGGGCCGAGCUUGGAGCAGGCCUGUCCGGGACUCCCGGGGCCUGCCCGUGGGCCUCAGCGGGGCGAGGACACGUCUGGUGCACCCGCGGUGCCGGGUGGCGCGGCCUUGCCCCGGCCCACCUCCCCUCAGACUGCAGUCUGGGGGGUCCACCAGCCCCCGGGGUCCCUCCGUCUGGACUCCUCAGCGUCAGGGCCCGCCAGGCCCCCAGAGACCCCGGGCUGGGGGAGAAGCGAGAUGGCCGCCGAAGUCCGGGACCCGCUGAUACAGAAGGACGAGCCGCAGGCCCCGCCGACCUGCCAGCACAGCAAGCGUGCUGCCCUGUGGGUGGGGACGCUCCUGGGGGCCCUGUGGGGUUGGCUGCGGGGGCGACUGGAGGACAGCAGCGCCGUGGAGGACGAUGGCUUCGCCUCAGAGACACGGCAACGGGAGGCAGAGGAGGAAGAGGCAGAGGCCCCGCCGCUCCAGCCGGGAGCCGGAGUCAUCUCGGAGCAGGUCGGAGGCCGGCUGCGGGCCGCGGUGUCCGGGGACGCUCACCUGGUGGACGGCGGCGGGCUCCGGCCUCUGCCCGGCACGGGCUCCGGCCUCGGAUCCCCGGCCUCGCCCUCUCGCCUCUCCCGGCUCCUCCACCAAAGGCAGCGGGUGCAGCGGGAGAUGGUUGGUCUCCAGGCCAGGCUGCACGUGCUGGAAGCCCAAGAGCGGCGACUGAAGCGAGCCAUCGCCGACCUCGGCGCGGGGGAGAUGCCGGUCCCGACUCGGGUGGCUCCACGGCCGGAGCCCCCGGGAAUCAUCAAGGGCCCCGGCGAAAGAGACCAGACCAUCCACCGGCCCGCCAGAGGGACGGCCAUCAAAGUCCACGCCCACCGGGAGCUCAGCCGGGCAGCGAGGGAUGGCGAGGCAGCCCCCCCAGCCCUGCGAGGAUACCAGGCGGAGGCCAGGGCAGAAACCGGCGGACAGGACAACGCUGUGAAAUACACCAAGAAACCGGAGGAUGACCUACAAAGCCCGGGAAGGCCGGUGCUACAGAGGGUGCAGGAAGCCGACCUGGAAGCCUGCCAGCUAUUGAUCCGGGAAUUCCAGCUGGCUGAGGGUUGCGCCGGCAACACUGGGAGAGAACAACAGGAAGAGGAGGAGGAGCAGGUGACCGUGGCCGCUCCACUGAGGGCAGGUGGCAAUUUGCCUGAGGACCUCCCCCUGAGCGCCGAGGAGCUGGGAGGAUGGUGUGGAGCCAUCCGGGAGAAGCUGGGACUCCUGGAAGAGGGGCUCCACGUGGCCAUGGGCACUGGCGACCACGGCCUCGUCCCGAUUCUGGGCAGGGAGGUCCAGGCCGUCAAGGAGACGCUGCUGGCCCUGGUGGUCCGGCUCCGGACAGAGGCCGAGGCGGGACAAGAAGAGGUGGUCGGACCCUUGUGCCGGAGCGGCCGGGCCUCGGGCGAUGCAGGCUGGACAGGGUGAGGGGUGGGGGGCCCGCUGCGGGGGUCUGACAGACCGAGCGCCUCCAAGAACUACAGCCGGUUCUGCCCUUGUUCCCCCAGGAUGCUGGGCUUCCUUAAUCUAUGAAUGAGAAAUCCUCGUUAAUAAAACUAUUUUAUGAGGAAGGGAGCCCCGUGAAGCCGCGAACCCCUCCCUUUGUGAUUCUGUCGGCACCGCAGGCUCCGGCCCACAGUCCGGCCAACCUAGGAGAGUGUAUCUGAUUGUCUCUAUAUCA